Molecule: messenger RNA, 5413 nt
Organism: Juglans microcarpa x Juglans regia
Lineage: Eukaryota; Viridiplantae; Streptophyta; Magnoliopsida; Fagales; Juglandaceae
Source: RefSeq, a predicted model, not a curated record
GAGAGAACGGCGAGAAAAUCUAGAGAGAGAGAGAGAGAGAGAGUAUGUAUAAAAAAAGAAAAAUUUAGUUUGGAGCGAGAAACAAAAAAAAAAAAUAGAGAGAGAAAGAGAGUUUUCCCUCAUUUUAGAGAGAGCAAAUUUUGGGAGAGAGAGAGAGAGAGAGAGGAGCAAUUUAAGCUCACACGAAGGUUGAUUCUCAGAGACUCAUUUCAACGAUUUUUUUCUUCGGAUCAUAGAGAGAGAAAGUAGAGAGAGAAACAGGAUUCUUAGGAGUUCGCGUUUGAUUGUACCGCCGAUUGAUCGUUGUGGCGGCGAUGGCCGAGCGGAGAGAACGUACUGUGGAGGAGUUGUACAAUGCGACCGAGUCGAUUGCCGAAGCGGAGAUAUCACCAGUCUUGAGAGGGAGUUAUCGGAUGCAAGGGCCUGUAGAUGAGAAAGAUCAUGAUAUUGAAAAGAACAUGGCAUCUUCUCGACCUGAAACAAAAUUUGGGAAGUGUACCAUGAGUAAGAGGGGUCAUAUGAGAGGGGAGUCUGGGACUUGUAAUGUGUGCUUCGCUCCUUGCUCAUCUUGUCUGCAUCUGAACCGAGCUCUGAUGGGGUCAAAGGCUGAGGAGUUUUCUGAUGAAAGCUGUCGAGUAAAUGCUACUAGUCAGUAUUCUCUUAAUGAGAGUGGUCCCUUAUCUUCUAUGAAGAGUAGAGCAUCUGAUUGCUUACAGCAUACCACCAGUGAAACCAGUAACAUACUCAGUGUUAAUUCCGGUCAUGAUUCUUUCUGUGAAAAUGCUGAUAGUAAAGCAACCUUAAGGUCUUCUGUGAUAUCUGAUGCCUCAGAAGAUCUUGAGAUGCUUCCAAAGCUGGCUUCUGGAGGAAGUAGCUCAGAUGAUCAAAUUUCAUCCAAAGCACAGUGUGUUUUGGAUAAGAGAAUCUUCUCAAAUAAGUAUGAGGAAAUUAAAUCAGAAGAAGGUCAUGAUGAUAACAUUUCAUGUGUGAGUGGAGCGAAUGAUGUGAAUGUAGCAAUUAGUAAUCACAACAGGAAUAUCAGUAGUAAAGCUUUAGUUGGUACUUUAGGUCCAGAGGGAUCAUGCAAGGCAACUCAAUUCAACAAGUUUGGCUCAUUAGAGUUCCCUAUUUCAAAAGAUGCAGAUGGUAGCAGUAUUACACCGAAGGAUAAAGUUCUGGAGUGCUCUACGGAAGAUACCAAUUUGUCAUUAAUUAAAGAGGCAGCGUCCAACAUUGUUUCUGUCCAGAAAUCUUUUGCAAAUAAAGGUGGCCUUAUUUGUGGCAGUUCUGAGGUUUCCAUGAAAAAAUUUCCAAAGUCCGAAGCAGAGACUGAGAUGGAUAGUGCGGACUCACCAAAAGAAACUUUGAAAACUUUAGGCAAGGAUGAGCACAAUGUCAGGUCCUUGGAAUUGGUUAAGUUACCUGACAUGCAUGAGCCUCCUUUGCAAUCUGUUUCUGGGGAUGGAAGUGAUGGGUCCGACAUUGUGGAGCAAGAUGUAAAAGUAUGUGAUAUUUGUGGGGAUGAAGGUCGUGAGAAUUUACUUGCGAUAUGUAGUAGGUGCAGUGAUGGUGCAGAGCACACCUAUUGCAUGCGAGAAAUGCUCCAAAAACUUCCUGAAGGUGAUUGGCUGUGUGAAGAAUGCAAGUCUGCCGAGGAAUCUGAAAAUCAGAAGCAAGGUUCAGAAGUUGAGGGAAAACAAACAAACAAAGUCAUUUCAAGUACACAUAUUUCUGGCAAGAGGCAUGCAGAGAAUAUGGAAGUGGCUUCAGCAAAGCCCUCAAGCCCCAGCAGAAUAGUUAUAGGAUCACCAAAGCCCUCGAGUCCCAGCAGAAUAGUUACAGGAUCACCAAAGCCCUCAAGUCCCAGCAGAAUAGUUACAGGAUCACCAAAGCCAUCAAGUCCCAGCAGAGUAGUUGAACUAUCUCGAACUUCGUCAUCCAAGAGCUUAGAUAAGGGAAAAGUAAAGUCUGCUGAUCAAACAUCUUUUUCCAAUCACUCCUGUAAUGAUAUUUUUGAAACUGCACGCUCUUCUAUGACUGGUCCACGGCUUCAAACUCCCAAGGGUACUUUUGUAAAAUCCAAUUCAUUCAACACCUUAAAUUACAAAACAAACGUUAAACUUGUAGAUGAAGACUUUCCUCAAAAGCAGAAGGGUGCUAGAGAACAUACCUCCAUUGAGACGAAUGACGGGCGUGCCCGAAGGAUAAGCAAAUCUAUAUCAUUUAAAUCUGCAAACUCAGGACGUACAAAUGCUGCUGAAUCAAAAGUUAAAAUGCUUUCAUCUAAAUUUACUGAUGUUGAAGAUCUAAAAGGAUCGAAACAAGCAAAAGAACGCGGUACAUUUGAAAGAAAAAAUUUUUGUAAACAGGAUCAUCCUAUGGUCAGUUCAACAACAACUAGUUCCACUGUUUCAACACCUAAGGCUGACCAAAAGUUCACGUCUCGUGGUGAAACCAGUCUGCCUUCAUAUUUAAGCAACAACCGAGAGUCAAAGGCUGUCCAGUCUGAUGGGAAAUUAAGUUUAUCAAAAGUUUACAGCAGUCUAGGUCGUAAAGGUGUAGAAAUUCCAGUUACUUCAGUUGGAGCUUCAUCUAUUAGUGGGAUGUGCAGUUCUGCUGCUGAACAAAAGUUGAAUCAAGUUACCGUUAAGGAUGAACCCUUGUCCACUCAUUCUUUGAAUGCUGGGAGACCAUCCAAUUAUGCUGAUGGAACUGUGCAAGAUGGCUUGCCUCAGUCACAGGAGAUAACAAAUCAACAUGAGAAAACUAGGGAGGGCAGUAUUCGCCCAAGGCCUACUGCUUCAAGUGCCUCCAAAAGCGUUUUCUGUCAAAAAUGUAAAGAUACUGGGCAUGCUGCAGAGUUCUGCACAAUGAGUAUCCUGCAGGAUUCUAGUACUGAUGCAUCUGCCGCAAGAAGUUCUAAAGGGGAAAAGCAUGAAGGCAAUAAAUUAAAAGCUGCAAUUCAUGCUGCUUUGCUGAGAAGGCCUGAAAUUUACAGGAAGAAAGGAGUACUUGAUCAACCUGAUGACUUGUCCGUGUCAAACACAGACUUGAAUUACAAAAUAGCUUCUCAGGAUCAAUUAUUGGUUCGGAAUAAAUCUAAGGAUAUUGUCUCGUCUGAAGGAAGUCAUGAGAGGCAAGCUAUACUUGGGAGUUCUAUCUCUGACUCUUCUAAACAGAUUACCACCAAUACUUUGAAGCAGUUUGCUUCAAACCGAACUGAUGCUUUUUUAUCCAAACUGGGGGACUCAUAUUCAACCAUUGUUUCUGUUGGAAAGCCUAGAGUAACAGAUUUCUCUUGUCAAGCUUCUAUAACGUCCGUUCUCCUGAAGACGUCAAUCGUUCCUGAAUAUGAAUCUAUCUGGCAGGGACGUUUUGAAUUGCACAGAGGUGGAAAACUUCUGGAAUUAUGUGAUGGAGUUCAAGCACAUCUAUCAACUUGUGCAUCACCUAAAGUUCUCGAAGUGGUGAACAAGUUUCCCCACAAAGUUUCCCUACAUGAAGUACCUCGCUUUAGCACCUGGCCAUCCCAGUUUUAUGAAAGUGGUGCCAAAGAAGAUAACAUUGCUCUAUACUUCUUUGCAAAAGAUCACGAGAGUUAUGAGAGAAACUACAAGAGCCUGUUGGAUAAUAUGAUCAAGAACGAUUUAGCCCUGAAAGGAAACUUUGAUGGCAUUGAACUUUUAAUAUUUCCGUCCAACCAACUUCCUGAGAAGUCACAGCGUUGGAAUAUGUUGUUUUUUCUAUGGGGUGUGUUCAGGGGAAAGAGGGUGGAUUGUACUGAUUCGACAAAGAAGUUACAUAUUCCCAGUUUGAAUGUGGUACCACUGGACAAAGAUGUUCCUGCUGCUGUGACCAUGUCCGAGAAGCUAUGUUCACCAAGGUGUAUGGAUGAAGAAUUACCAGGGUGUGACAGAUCUUGCAAUAUGGUCAUAACAUCCAAUGCUAAUCAGACUAGUGCUACAGUAAGUGGGAAUUAUGAUAAUCCUGUAACUUCCAUUGAACAGGUGUGUUCAGGAUACCAAGAAAAUUUGGAGCAGCAUGAUAGUAAACUUGACUCCAAAUCCAUUUCAAAGAUAGGAGCAAGCAGUGUGCAGUUAGGUCCAGAAAUGAGACGUAGCAGUGCAUCCUCGAAAGAGCUGAUUCUUCCGGACAGAGUGGAGGCAGAGCUUGAAACCUCAAUUCAGGUGUCAGAAAAGAGUGGCUCCAACAAUGGUGACAAGGUAGCAAUGCAUUGGGACAAUUCUUCUCACAGAGAAAAUAAGACGUCUUCGAAAAUUCUUCCCCUUAGCCAUGAGGAGGUAGGUGUCUUGGGGAAUGUUCAGGAUAGAAUGAAUGGAGUCCAGGAUCAAGUUAAAUUUGAGAGGGAACUGAUGGGAGAUGUUGGGUAUGUGGAUAGGGAGGCAGCUAUGGAGAGAGACAUGACCAAUCACCGGAAACGCCCCUACUCGGAUCUUUCAGAGACACCUCCCCAGACUUCUGGCAUGAGUCAGAGCAUGCCCUGGAAUGAAGCAAUUAGAAUGAUGGUUGAUGGAGAAAGCGGUGAUAAAAGGCUGAAGACAGGUUUUCGUGUUAUGUUUGGACAUAAAAUUUCUACAGGUAGAAAUUCUGGGAAUGAUAAAUUUACAUCUCAAACAAUUGAUCCUGGUCCCUGUUCUUCUGUUGAGAAGAAAUGUGACGAACCUUGUGACGAGAAAGUUAUUUUAGAGGAUUUGGGAAAUCAUGAAAGGUACUUUUUUCCUGUGGAUUCACAUCAAGCAAGGGAUUUUCGAUCCAGGGAGAAUUCAAUGCCUUGGGAAAAGCUCUCACCUGAUGAUGACGAUAAAUUACAUGAUGGGGUUCCAAAUCUUGAGCUUGCUUUAGGGGCUGAGACGAAGCCAGCAAGUAAAGGAAUGCUGCCUUUCUUUGUUGGGGAAGUAGGCAGCAAAUAUAACCAAGAUAAGCCCCCGGAUAAGGCGAAGGUGAAGGCGAAGGAGCAGGAUGAGGAUGAUGUCUCUGCAUCCCUCUCCCUUUCUCUCUCGUUCCCAUUCCAAGACAAAGAACUGACUGUAAAACCUGUUUCAAAAACAGAGCAGCCCCUGCCCGAAAGAAACAAUUUGAGUAACUCGAGGCUGCUUUUCGGGGGCUUCCGGGACAAAUAGAACAGUGGCAAUGUUAGCAUUAUGUACAUUAGAGUGCCCCACAUGAUUGGGGUGAAUGUGUACUGGAUCGUGCACGCUGAUCUCCCAGGGCAUCAUAGGUGAAACCUAUUUUCCAUAUGUUCAUACCAAUACAGGAUUUACCAUUUUUUUUUUUUUUUUCAUUUUGGUUAAUUUCUUGUCUGUUUUUCUUUUGAGUGCAUACCUACGACUAUCUGUAUAUAAAGAGAAUGAUAGCAGGCAGACUUAUCGAAAUUUCAGUAGGACUUUGCAAA